CCGGCGGAGAAUAGGGAGAUGAAGACGUUAUCUCUCCUUUUCCUUCUCCUCCUCUUUGCCUCGGGAGCCUGUGAUGAUGUCAAGUACAUCAGCAAGAGAAAUUCAGUGGAUGGAUGCAUAGACUGGUCGGUGGAUCUGAGGGAGUACCACGUCCUGGCCGGUGAGCCCGUUCGGGUCAAAUGUGCCUUGUUCUACAGCUACAUACGAACCAAUUAUACCAUGGCCACCAAUGCCAAGCUGCGGCUCAUUUGGUACAAGAACAAAGGAGAUGCCGAGGAGCCUAUCAUCUUCUCAGGUCACAGACUGAGCAAAGAAGACGACUCCAUCUGGUUUAGAUCUGCUGAACUGGAAGAUAACGGAUUCUACACUUGUGUUCUAAGGAACUCUACAUACUGCAUGAAAGUGUCCAUGUCGAUGACUGUGGAGGAGAGCGAUGAGGGGAAAUGCUUUAGCAGCAAAAUCCGGCAUCUGGAGAUGGCCGAGGUAACCCACAGCAAAAUGAUUACCUGUCCUGAUAUAGAGGACUAUCUGGCUCCCUACAAACAACCGCAGAUGACCUGGUAUAAGGAAUGUGAGCGAGUGGAAUGGAGGAGCUCUGUUACUGUUAACACCACACAUAUUUGGAUUCCCGAGGUGGAGGAGGGCGACGGGGGGAACUACACCUGUGAAUUGCAGUAUGGAUCAAGACUGGUGCGACGAACAACGCAACUCAAAGUAACAGCCCUGCAGACGACCCAGCCUCCCAAGGUCCUUUUUCCUCCAGAGAGACAAGACACAGUGAUAGAAAUCACACCUGGUAUGCCCCUCAGUCUGGACUGCAAGGCCUUUUUUGGCUACAGCGGGGAAAACAAGAAGCCCAUCAUCAACUGGAUGAAAGGAGAAAAGUAUGUGGAAGAGCUACCAGGACACAUCAAGGAGAGCGAAGUCCUGAUCUUGAGGGAACAUUUAGGUGAGAAGGUAGUGCAGCUGUCCCUGACAUUUGACGCGGUGGAGGAGGCGGAUCUGGCUAAUUACACCUGUUAUGUUGAGAACAACAUCGGGAGGCGCAGCGGGAGUGCAAUACUGCAGAAGAAAGAUAUGUAUCGCCUGGAGCUGGCGGGUGGCCUCGGGGUCAUCUUGCUGUUGUUGGGUAUCCUGACGGCUCUGUAUAAGUGUUACAACCUGGAGAUCAUGCUCUGCUACAGGAGACACUUUGGGAGCGAUGAGACGGAAGACGAUAAUAAGGAGUACGAUGCCUAUCUUUCCUACACUAAAGUGGAGCUGGACUCUCUGGGCAGGACAAGCAGUGAUGAGGAGACCUUUGCCCUGGAGAUCCUGCCGGACGUUCUUGAAAAGCAUUACGGAUACAAACUAUUUAUACCAGACAGAGAUUUAAUACCCAGCAGUAUCGCCUAUCAGCAAAUGGUAAUGGACUCUGGUGAACAGGGCCUAUUCGGCGACCUACAGACUACUGUCUCCACUAUUGCCAUGACAACCACCUCUGCCUCUCUAGCGCCCCCUAAUGAGAACCGCCAUGGCCAUCAUCAGCAGGUUGCCUUGGCAACGGAGAUCCCUGACUACAACCAGAUGACCUUGCCAUUAGGAGGGGGUCACACCGCUACAGCAGCCCAAAUGCGGCACUUCUGUCGCAGCUACGAGUUCCAGCUUCCUCCUCAGCCUUCUUCUAUGUCUCCACCCCUCCCGCCUCCCUCAACGGUGCAGUUCUCCACCCUGGGCCCUGGGGGGCGUCAUGUGUAUUGCAACAUCCCUAUGACGCUGCUUAACGGGCAGGUGUCUCAGAGCAGUACGCUUGGGAAGAAGCCAGACCUCCACCUCAACAGCACGUUCGUACCGCUCACCAGCAGAGAACUAAGCUCUGACAUCUGGUAGAAUCACCGUUCAGGUGCUACCCCUUUACGUUGGUGGGAUGUUUGACUUUGUACAGACCUUGGAGAGUUGAACGGCUCCUUCAAGAAGACCGCCUAAGGACUGCUUUAAAGUGACCUCAUACCACGCUAUGAACAGAGAACCUCAUAUAGAGUGGAUGAGGCAUUUCUGGAAACUUUUUAACUGUACUGGACAGAGAAAGGUUUUAAACGCAGUUAUGUGCCAUGCCAUUGGGGGAAAAAAUGGGAAUGUACACGAUGGCCAUUGGAAGGGAAUGCAACAGCUGACUGACCCACAGUCCUGCAGAGCAGAGAAAGGCUGUUUUGUUUAGACGAAUGCAUGAACAAAAGUAGUAGAGAUGGUUGAAACGUUCUCGAACUCUGGUGAAUAAGUAUUUGCAGACUGUAGGUCUCCAUUGGUCCAGGCAUCUGCCAAGUUGCAUCCCAGACCACCAAAAAAAAAAAGGGUUUCAUGAUUGCCAUUUGUUUUAGUUUUUUUGUUUUUUUUACCCCAGUUGUCAUGGAAACAUGGAUUCGGGAGGUUCCUGGACUGGAAUCUCAUUCUUCUCCUGAAUGUUGAACAGUGCUCGGGGAAAACCGUCUACCUGCUGUCUGCUGUAGGUGUUUUGGACGGAAAGUCGCCCCCCUUAAACCAAGUCAACCUCUUGAAGCACUGCUCUACAGCUAGCACACUGGAUUUGACUCAUCGAAACUGCGUUGGUUGACUUUGAAAUGUUUUUAUACACAAUGUAAACCGUGUAUUUUUUUUUUUUCUUCUAGGAAAUGUUCAAAUAAAAAUAGCCAACCGAGUGAGGCGGUUCCAAACAGAACCAAGACUGCUAACCAUCUACAAUCACCUCAUACAGCUGUAAAAGUAUAGAAGCAAACUGAACUUGGCUUCCUCUAUUUGCAUGAACACCCAUUAGAUACAAAAAGAGGAUCUGAUCAGCAUUGGUAAAAGAUGGAGAAAAAAAAUGGCACCAUCAUUUGUUACAUAUGUUUUGUUCGCCAUGGCGUGAUGGUAACUAGGGACAAAAAGAGAGGGGAGGGGGGAUUUGAAUACCUAUCUCAUGUUUCAUUUUAGGGUUUUAUCCUCUUAGAGGUCAAAGGUUUUUUUCACAAAGUUUCGUUUUUAAUGUCCGUUGGUGACGAGAAUCUCUGUACAGCUUUCCAUUACUUCUGUAUAGAUCUGAACAUGACAGUGCUUUGUUCUCUAGAUUAUCCAUUAGCGGAACUGCAGUAAGUCCAUGUGUUCCUGAGGCGUUUUGGUUUAUGUUCUCUUCCUCUUUUAAUGGAUUGAUCGGCCCUCUAAUGGACUGAUGUUUUAAACUCUAGCGCCACCUGUCAGCCAAAGUUGGACCCAGGCCUCUGAAGCCGCUCCCACCUGAGCUGAAUCAAACAUUCUUCUUUUUGAGCUUUAAAGGAAUUAGACUAGACCGCAGUAUUUAAGCAGUGUGGGUAAUGUUUUGACUUCAGACAGAGGUACUGUCAUCGUCUGCAUAGAACCAAUGAAAUUCUGGACCUUUGAGGAUGUUUGAUACAAUAAUUACUUGUAUGAGUUGUUAUAUUUGAUGGCAAUAUACAGUAUAAUAGUUGUUUUUUUUCCAUUUCUGCUCAUUUCUUGGACUAUUCUUUGAAUAUAUUUGUUGACAUUAUUUAAC
Molecule: messenger RNA, 3526 nt
Organism: Cyprinodon variegatus (sheepshead minnow)
Lineage: Eukaryota; Metazoa; Chordata; Actinopteri; Cyprinodontiformes; Cyprinodontidae
Gene: il1rapl2
Product: X-linked interleukin-1 receptor accessory protein-like 2
Exons: 15
Coding region: 19-1869 (616 amino acids)
Source: RefSeq, a predicted model, not a curated record